UAAAAAGUUGACUGACUGGAACAAAAAUGAGAAAGCAGUGUAAGAAGAUAAUAACUACUGGCCGAGCGCAGUGGCUCACGCCUGAAAAUCCCAGCACUUUGGGAGGCUGAGGCGGGCGGAUCACAAAGUCAGGAGUUCGAGAAAUAACUAUUACCUCAUUUGACUAUUUUUACACCUGUAAGGAAUGAAGCUCAGAAGUCACACAGGAAGAAGCCAGCAGAAUCCUUCGGUGUGGGAUUGAUGUGGAGGAUAGGCAUAUACAGAGAACACACAAGCCAAACACCAGGGUGCAGAUUUUGACAGAAAAGCUCUAUCUAUGAUUGGUAAUGAGUGUGAAUUCUUCAACAAAGUGAUCAAAACCAACUUCAGUCCUGCAUUCCUCUUCGCCCUCAGGAGUUUGGCGCCUCGAGACUGCCCAUUCCGCCGGCCAGCAAGCUUCUGAAAAGCAAAACUAGGAAGUUGCUUUCCAACAUAAGGUGGAGGUUUCAACACAGCAGACUUGAAGCAAGUUCAAGUGUGUCUGUAUUUGGUCGGGCUGAUCGGCUGGACUCUGGCCUUCCCAGCUCAGAUUAGCAGACUCCUCUGCCCUAGUGGGCGCUUAGCCUGCGACGGUAGCCUUAGAUGAUCUCUAACAAGCUUCUUUCUCCUCACCCCCGUUCAGUUGUUCCCAGGUCAAAUUCAAAAUGGCCUCAUCUCCUGCUGUCCUUCGAGCGUCCCGGCUGUACCCAUGGAGCCUGAAGAGUUGGGCGCAGUUGCUGAGGUCUCCACAGAUGAAGCAGGUUGGCCGGAUCAUUAGGGUUCCUGCUCGGAUGGCGGCGACGCUGAUCCUGGAGCCCGCUGGCCGCUGCUGCUGGGACGAGCCGGUGCGAAUCGCCGUGCGCGGCCUAGCCCCGGAGCAGCCGGUCACGCUGCGCGCGUCCCUGCGAGACGAGAAGGGCGCGCUUUUCCAGGCCCACGCGCGCUACCGCGCCGACGCCCACGGCGAGCUGGACCUGGAGCGCGCGCCCGCGCUGGGCGGCAGCUUCGCGGGGCUUGAGCCCAUGGGGCUGCUCUGGGCUUUGGAGCCCGAGAAACCCUUGCUGCGGCUGGUGAAGCGCGACGUGCGAACUCCCUUGGCGGUGGAGCUGGAGGUGCUGGAGGGCCACGACCCCGAGCCCGGGCGGCUGCUGUGCCGGGCGCGGCAGGAGCGCGACUUCCUCCCGCCAGGGGUGCGGCGCGAGCCGGUGCGCGCGGGCCGGGUGCGCGGGACUCUUUUCCUACCGCCAGAACCUGGGCCCUUUCCUGGGAUUGUGGACAUGUUCGGAACUGGAGGUGGCCUGCUGGAGUAUCGGGCUAGUCUGCUGGCUGGGAAGGGUUUUGCUGUGAUGGCUCUGGCUUAUUAUAACUAUGAAGACCUCCCCAAGACCAUGGACGUCCUCCAUCUGGAGUACUUUGAAGAAGCUGUGAACUACUUGCUCAGUCAUCCUGAGGUAAAAGGUCCAGGAGUUGGGCUGCUUGGAAUUUCCAAAGGGGGUGAGCUCUGCCUUUCCAUGGCCUCUUUCCUGAAGGGCAUCACGGCUGCUGUCAUCAUCAACGGCUCUGUGGCCAAUGUUGGGGGAACCUUACACUACAAGGGUGAGACCCUGCCCCCUGUGGGCGUCAACAGAAAUCGCAUCAAGGUGACCAAAGAUGGCUAUGCAGACAUUGUGGAUGUCCUGAACAGCCCUUUGGAAGGACCUGACCAGAAGAGCUUCAUUCCUGUGGAAAGGGCAGAGAGCACCUUCCUGUUCCUGGUAGGUCAGGAUGACCACAACUGGAAGAGACCUGGACCCUUCCCAGGGAUCAUUGACAUCUUUGGUAUUGGAGGGGGCCUGCUGGAAUAUCGAGCCAGCCUCCUUGCUGGCCAUGGCUUUGCCACGUUGGCUCUAGCUUAUUAUAACUUUGAAGAUCUCCCCAAGAACAUGGACAACAUAUCCCUGGAAUACUUCGAAGAAGCCCUAUGCUACAUGCUUCAACAUCCCCAGGUAAAAGGCCCAGGCAUUGGGCUUUUGGGCAUUUCUUUAGGAGCUGAUAUUUGUCUCUCAAUGGCCUCAUUCUUGAAGAAUGUCUCAGCCACGGUUUCCAUCAAUGGAUCUGGGAUCAGUGGGAACAAAGCCAUCAACUAUAAGCACAGUAGCAUUCCACCAUUGGGCUAUGACCUGAGGAGAAUCAGGGUAGCUUUCUCGGGCCUCAUGGACAUCGUGGAUAUAAGGAAUGAUCUCGUAGGAGGGUAUGAGAACUCCAGCAUGAUUCCAGUAGAGAAGGCCCAGGGACCCAUCCUGCUCAUCGUCGGUCAGGAUGACCAUAACUGGAGGAGUGAGUUGUAUGCCCAAAAAGUCUCUGAACGGUUACAGGCCCAUGGAAAGGAAAAACCCCAUAUCAUCUGUUACCCUGGGACUGGGCAUUACAUCGAGCCUCCUUACUUCCCCCUGUGCCCAGCUUCCCUUCACGAAUUAGUGAACAAACAUGUGAUGUGGGGUGGGGAGCCCAGGGCUCAUUCUAAGGCCCAGGUAGAUGCCUGGAAGCAGAUUCUAGCCUUCUUCUGCAAACACCUGGGAGGUACCCAGAAAACAGCUUUCCCUAAAUUGUAAUGCAUUUGUCUAUUGCUGACAUGAGAGAUUCAGAUCAGGUUCUAGUGUUCAGUAACCCUAUGUGAAUCAGCUGUCUCCUGGAUAACAUUAAAGCCAUGUCCUUGUCAUUA
Chlorocebus sabaeus (green monkey) is the source of this 2719-nucleotide messenger RNA. RefSeq names its product acyl-CoA thioesterase 4 (gene ACOT4). Lineage: Eukaryota; Metazoa; Chordata; Mammalia; Primates; Cercopithecidae. Gene Ontology annotation, molecular function: fatty acyl-CoA hydrolase activity. Gene Ontology annotation, biological process: fatty acid metabolic process; acyl-CoA metabolic process. Gene Ontology annotation, cellular component: peroxisome. The record is from RefSeq and is a predicted model, not a curated record.